Synchiropus splendidus (mandarinfish) is the source of this 2584-nucleotide messenger RNA. RefSeq names its product protein phosphatase 1, regulatory (inhibitor) subunit 7 (gene ppp1r7). Bases 38 to 1069 code for a protein of 343 amino acids. The transcript is spliced from 10 exons. Gene Ontology annotation, molecular function: protein binding. Lineage: Eukaryota; Metazoa; Chordata; Actinopteri; Syngnathiformes; Callionymidae. The record is from RefSeq and is a predicted model, not a curated record.
AUUGGCCGAGCGGUUGCCAGGAGUGUUUACAGCGAACAUGGCUUCUGUUGGAGAGCACCAAGAAAUGGAAGUGGACAGGAGGGGCGAGUCAGAGGAGUCUGGGGAUGAUGAGGCAAGGAGGAAGAGUAUCAAUGGAGACAUGGAUCCCAAUCAGCCUGCUUCCUCAUGCAAAGAAGAGUCCCCUGUCGACAUGGACACGAUAACUUUGGACCCUGAAGAAGAGGACGUGGAUCUGGUUCAUUGUCGUAUUGGAAAGAUUGAAGGUUUGGAGGUGCUACAGAAAGCUAAAACCCUCUCCUUGCGGCAGAACCUCAUCAAAAAGAUAGAGAACCUUGAAAGUCUGGGUGCCCUGCAAGAAUUAGAUCUUUACGACAAUCAGAUCCGCAAACUUGAAAACCUGCACAUGCUCACGCAGUUGGAGCAGCUUGAUGUGUCCUUCAACAUCCUGAGGAAGGUGGAAGGUUUGGAGCAGAUGACUCAGCUGAAGAAAUUAUUUUUACUUCACAACAAAAUCAGUUCCAUCGCCAACUUGGACCACCUGACAAUUUUAGAAAUGCUGGAGCUUGGGUCCAACAGAAUCAGGGUAAUAGAGAACCUUGACACACUGUCAUCUUUGCAAAGUUUAUACCUCGGCACAAAUAAAAUAACAAAGCUUCAGAAUCUGGAGGCUCUACAUAACCUGACUGUUUUAAGCAUCCAGAGUAACCGUAUAACAAAGAUUGAGGGGCUAGAAAACCUGGUAAACCUGAAAGAGUUGUAUCUGAGUCACAAUGGCAUCGAGGUCAUCGAGGGCUUGGAAAACAAUAAAAAGCUCACGACUCUGGACAUUGCAGCUAAUAGGGUGAAGAAAAUCGAAAACAUCAACCACCUGACAGAUUUGCAGGAGUUCUGGAUGAACGACAACCAGAUCGAAAACUGGACAGAUCUGGAUGAGCUGAAGAAUGCCAAGUCUCUAGAGACGGUCUACCUGGAAAGAAACCCCCUGCAGAAGGACCCACAGUACCGGCGGAAGAUCAUGCUGGCGCUGCCCAGUGUACGUCAAAUCGACGCCACCUACAUCCGCUUCUAGGCGACAGCACUUGCUGUGCAGCACCAGAUAGUGUUCCCUCCACCCCGCCUGCGCUGUGACUAACAAGACUUCACUCUGGACACAUCAACCUCGCUAUACCAGUCACUCUAUAUACAGAAAUGCAUUCCAACGUCAGAACAGCGCACUCAACAUACAUGUAUGCAUGUAUGCACUCAUUCACAUGUUGGAUCUAUGCGAAUGUAUCUUAGCGUAUUUAUUCAUCAGGCUGGAUAUAAAGUAUGAAACGCAAAUAUAAGCAUCGCCACCUUUCUUUCACCUUUUUUUUUUUUUUUUUUUUUUUUAAGCGUGACGCAACACAUUAUUAAUGCUAGGGGUGACCUUAGUUUUCUUUUUCAUUGUAAAGGUAUUGACAAUUCUAAAAAAAUAAAGGCCAAUUUGAGCCUGGCUGCCAUUUUAAUGCAAAAAAACACACUUAAAGGUUUGUCACAUAAUGAGUGGGGGACAUCCCGAACAGGUCGCCAGGCUGUUGCAGGGCACUUUUUGACAAAUACUCAAGUAGUCACCUAUUCACUUUGUGUUUUUGGACUACACAACUCCGCCAGACUGCCCUGCUUACUGUUUACACCUUUCAUUUUAACAUCGAUCAGUUAGGUUUCACGUGCAUGCCAUUUUUGGUGAGAUUAAAAUAAGAAGUCAACCCCUCACUCUUGACUGUCGCAGUUCACGCCCACCUCAUCUGACAGGAAGGAAUUUUGCAGUAGAAUAAAGCUCAUGGGAAUGUAAAAUAUAUAUCUUAGGUUUGUAAAGAGUAGAAUUUAAAGUUCAUUUUUUUAAUUUCAUUUUAAAAAUGGUACAUUUUGGGGUUUGUUUUAGGUGUAUUUGCUGUGACACAUUUUGAAGGUGGUUGUUUUUACACUUAUCGGAAACUUAAAUUUUGUUUUUUGUGCACUUUGAUAUGUUUUAACCUGAAAACCACCCAGAUGAUGCACUGGGGACUUAAUGGUAUCUUCUGUACAGUGUGAAAGAAUAUGCAUUAUUUUAAAAUUGGCUCUCUCCUCAGGGCUGGAAGUCACACGUUGACAUAGAGGUUUAAUGUUCUGAGAUUUUUGAUCUAUGUACUUCAAACCGCCAUUAAUUUUUAAUAAGUGACAAGCAUCCUGUAAUACGUAUACGUCGUAUUACCUUUUAUAUUUAGCUUCCCAUCAAAAAUGAUUGCAUUUUUUAUAUAUUUUACAAAGGUGUUAAAAUAUCCUUCGUUUUAUUCAAUUAGUUUUUGAUUUAUCUGAUUCACUGCAGUGAUUCAUACGUGUACAUUGUGUUAUUCAGUCACUUGACUCGAGAAAGUGUGAUUUGUCAUCAGUUGUAAAUCUUUUGAAGUGAAAGACUGGUGUCACUCUUCUAUUUGUCCCAAAAAAAAGUAAACCCAUUUACAUUCUUUUCACCCCCACUGUAAUAAACAGAAUUAUUUGACAACUUGAGUUUUAUUAGUUGUGAAAAGAAGUGCUAUUAUUGAUUUUGUUGAUCCAGAAUAAAUGUGUUUCUGGACUUUAUAGC